Saccostrea cuccullata (small rock oyster) is the source of this 2931-nucleotide messenger RNA. Its product is annotated as antiviral innate immune response receptor RIG-I-like. Gene Ontology annotation, cellular component: cytoplasm. NCBI's taxonomy places the organism in Eukaryota, Metazoa, Mollusca, Bivalvia, Ostreida, Ostreidae. Gene Ontology annotation, molecular function: zinc ion binding; single-stranded RNA binding; ATP binding. Gene Ontology annotation, biological process: antiviral innate immune response; regulation of apoptotic process; cytoplasmic pattern recognition receptor signaling pathway. The coding region runs from base 66 to 2849 and encodes 927 amino acids. The record is from RefSeq and is a predicted model, not a curated record. The transcript has 14 exons.
UUUCUUUUUCGAGUAACAAGAAACCGAUAACUUUCGUUUUCCUUUCAUCUUGCCGUUAUGGUCAUAUGAUGGCAGCGAAUGUAACGGAGAAAUUUCUCACAGAGGUAGUGGAACACCUGGAACCAGUUGAUGUGUUGGACCAUUUCCCGGACCUCAAAGAUGUCGAUGUUGAGAAAAUAGAACAGCUUCAGAAGAGCGGGGAAAGACAAGAGGCUUGUCAUGCUUUCCUUAAACUUAUUUUGCUGCAAGAUGAUGAAGACUUGCGGACCAACAACAUAAACAAACUGGUGAAUGCAUUCAGAGAGGAGGGUUACCAGAGAUUAGUAGAGAGCUAUGAAGAUGCAGAGGAAAGCGAUCAGAAAGCUACAACAGAGUUUAUGGAAUUCCUGUUUAAGACGACCAAACCCGAGCUGAUGAAUGAGAUGGACGCUGCUUCUCUGAUCCCAAUACUGCUAGAGAAGGGGUACAUCAAAGUGAAGGAUCAGCAGUAUCUAAACUCUCUUCAGGUGGGUGACAGGUCAGAAGCCUGCAGGGAACUGGUCAGAAGAAUCAAAAAGAAGCACAGAGACUGGGCUGUAGUUUUGUUCAGUGCCCUGAAACAGACACAACCGACCCUGGUGACCAAGUUAGAUCCCGGUGCAACCAAUGAGGAACUUGUACGGAAAGGUUUGGCGUCUCCCGACCCUGGUCCACUGACGGAACAUCAGGAAUCUGAAGAGGAGGAAUACAACUCCGACCUGGAAAAAUACGACAAUGAAGAGAGUGAAAAGUCACAGAAAAGAAAGAAAGUGCCUGAAAUGAAGUUACGUCCAUACCAGUUAGAAUUGGCGGAGAUUGCGGACAGCGGUCAGAAUACCAUCAUCUGUGCACACACUGGAACAGGCAAGACAUGGGUCGCUCUACACGUCACCAAAGAACAUCUGCUGAAGAACACCAACGGUCGUGUUGUUUUCUUGGCAAGAACGAACGCCCUUGUGGAACAGCAAUAUAAUUUAUUCCAAAAAUACUUACCAGACAGAAAGGUUUACCACCUACAUACCGCAACAAAGGAGUGUUUAGGAAUGCACUUAAUUAUUAACGACCACCACGUGUUCUUCAUGACUCCACAAAUCCUUCUGAACAAUAUCAACAACAAGCGAGUCAGUCUAGGGGAGAUAACUCUUCUGAUUCUUGAUGAGUGUCAUCACAGCAGGAAAAAAGAGCCCUACAAUAACGUCAUGAAGCACUACCUGGCCAGAAAAAGAAAAGAAGAAAACAUCCCACAGAUUGUUGGAUUGACCGCCACAAUUGGAGUGGGAGAUUCCAGUACUGAGGAUGGAGCGUUACAACACAUGCUUAGAAUUUGCGCAAAUCUGGACACUCUGGAAAUAUCCACUGUCCAAAGAAACCUGGAAGAGUUUCGGAAACAUGUCGCUGUACCAAAAGAAGAAACAAUAAAAAUGGGACAAAAAGAAAAAGACCCACUGAAGAAUCUGAUACUGGAUAACAUAGCUCAUAUCGAGGCUUACAUCGGAACGACUGACUUGAUGAAUAAUAAACAUCUGUUACCUAUGUGGAAUAAAAGGCCAGAUAAGAAGGAUGGAAAACACUACCAGAAAUGGACUGUUCACUUCCGUAACAAGGUGUCAUGUAAAUUAAGAAACAAUAAAGAACUGGUGCGAGUUAUAUACACUGCCAUGACACACCUUGCAGCAUACAACGAAGCACUGGAUGUCAAUUACCUGAUGAACAAAGAACAUGUUAUUGAACACCUGGAGAGGAAAUUUGAGGACGAUCUCAAGACUCUGGACAGUGCAAGCGAAAAGGAAAAGGAGUUCCUUCUUAUGAUCACUGAGUUUUGUAAGAAGGUUGAGAAAAUGGAAGUUGAGAUAAACCCGUAUCUGAGACUAAUGAGAGACAAAGUUGUGGAAUUGGUCAGUGAAUAUACGGAGAUAAAAGGAAUGGUAUUUGUUCAGACCAGAGCUACAGCGUUUGCCCUCGCUCAGUAUCUGACUGGGGAACUGGGGUCCUUUGGAGGAUUAAAGGCUGGGCCCUUCACGGGAACUAACUCAUCAGAAACCAGCCGAGGUAUGCCCGAUUCACAGAAAAACGAAACAUUGGAUAACUUUAAGAAAGGAAUCCUUAAUGUACUGGUGGCGACCUCUGUCGGUAGUGAAGGAAUUGAUGUUCCAGACUGCAACUUUAUAAUAACCUACAACUACACUGGAAACGAGGCUAAUGUAAUCCAAAUGAGUGGUCGUGCUCGCCAGCAGAGUUCCACAGUUGCACACAUAUCCGAUCAAGCGAUUCAAAAACGGGAGGAAAUCAGUUUACAGAAAUCUAAGUUAAUGUACGAAGCCUUCAGACGGCUCAACUCGAUGCUUCCAAAUGAUCGAAGACGUAAGAUCCUCAAAUAUCAGGAGGAGAUACGUGUAGAUGGUGAUCUUUUUUCUUUGGGGGAAGAUACCCACAAGGUCAAAAAGCCAUUCCGUCUGAUUUGCUUUAAAUGUCAUGCAGAUGCAACGAACAGCGAAGAUUUGAGAAUUUAUGUUGGUCAACACCGUGUAGUGAUAAACCCAGAGUUUCGGUCUCGCUGCGACUUUGAUAAAAGUACAACUCCCUCCAGGUACACCAUUUCCACGAUAAAGUGCACCAAAUGCAAGCUGAAGUGGGGGACAACUUUCAAGAUUGACGAGUUUGAGAUUCCAGUGCUGAAGGUUGCAGCAUUUCUAUUCGACACUACUGGUGAAGAACCAAGGAAGAUCAAGAAAUGGGGCCGUGUCGAUUUUUUCAUUGAAAGCAUUAAUAAGUCAGAUCUUUUGGAGAUGUACAAAGAAACAGUGGAUGUUGAAGAGGCUGAAGAACAAUAAACACCUACUAAAACUAGUAUCACAAAACUGCAAAAGUCCUAAUCAGAGAACCGCAAAACAUUACAUGUAAACAUGACACGUU